AAGCAUAUAUCUACCAGCAAUAAAACCGGUCCAAGUUCAUUUCAGUUUAGAUUUACUUCCUAUGCAAUAGUAAAAUAAAAUCUAUGAAAUAUUCUUCUCGAGUGCUUCAUCUCAACUUACAUUUAACGGCAGAACCCUUUGAUUCUCCUUCCAGGAAGAUGCUUAAGAAAGUGAGGAAGAAAGACUUCUCAGCUCAAGAUUUCGUCGAUCAACUUUUAAGGGAGGGGGCCCAAGAGACAUGUGACGAGACAAACGAAAGCUUUGUUAGAAGUGAUAGGUUACCACCUUUUUAUGACGAACGUCUUUUCAGAAAGGGACAGGAGUUUUUCCACAAACAUGCAUUCUCGAUGUAUUCUGCCUGUUUAUACGGCCUAGUAGCGAUAUUAUCGAUACCGACCAUUUUGAGAAUUUUAAUUUUCACUAAACAGUCUAGCAGCGCCGUGACAGCCUACAAGAGAUACGUAGCCACAAUUUUCCACAUGACGAUUUGGUAUGACGAAGAUUUUAAACCCGGAUCUAAACUAUGGAAAUCUAUAAGUCAAGUACGGCACGUGCAUAAUUCAGCGAGCAAAAGAGGUAGUAAGGCUGGUGUUCACAGAAUCUUCCAGAAAGACAUGGCACUCACACAGUUUGGCUUCAUGGGGUUCCAGUUAUCCAGAAGCCAUCUAGUGGGUAUCCAUGACGCCUCAGAAGAAGAGUGGAAGUCGUUCCUGCAUGUGUGGAGAGUAGUGGGCUACUUGCUGGGAAUAAACGACAGAUUCAACCUCUGUAGCGGAUCUGUCCAGGAAACGAAGGAAAUCUGCGAACUCUUGAUCAGUCAAGCAUUCAAACCAGAAAUUCUAAAAAGAGACAAAGACUUCCUAUCCAUGGCCAGACAUGUCUGUUCGGGACUGUGGCCCGUGAGCCCGAUUUUAAACUUCAAAACUUCCCUAUGUUUCCUGCACGCAUUGGUCCAGGAAACGAACGGAUUCAAGGAAAUACCAGAACCGACUUUUUUUAAAUUGAGUUGGGGCUUGAAAUUAUCAUAUUAUUUCCAAAUGUAUGUAUUUCUGUAUUGGAUGAAGAAUCAUUAUUACCGACUGUAUAGAAAUUUCAUCCAAAAAUUUACGUUGUGGUUCUUUAAGGUAUUGCCGCUGUUGGCGUUUUAUAAGUUUGGAAUCGCUCAUUCUUAUGUCGAUAUUAAAGUAUGAGUUUCCAGUA
This is a messenger RNA of Leptinotarsa decemlineata (Colorado potato beetle), 1200 nucleotides long. RefSeq lists its product as uncharacterized. The record is from RefSeq and is a predicted model, not a curated record. NCBI's taxonomy places the organism in Eukaryota, Metazoa, Arthropoda, Insecta, Coleoptera, Chrysomelidae. Gene Ontology annotation, molecular function: oxidoreductase activity.